This is a messenger RNA of Salvia hispanica, 1291 nucleotides long. RefSeq names its product bromodomain protein (DUF761). NCBI's taxonomy places the organism in Eukaryota, Viridiplantae, Streptophyta, Magnoliopsida, Lamiales, Lamiaceae. The record is from RefSeq and is a predicted model, not a curated record.
UUCACCAUCCAAUCCAUCUCCCCUAUUCCCACAAACAAAAAUCUCACAACCCCUCUCCCCCAAUCAACCUCAAACACAGUCUUUCUUCUCUCUCCACCAAUUGAAGCAGCCACAAUGCUGGAAGAUUCAGCAGCAUCUGCAAUCCAAUCCUCAUCCCUCUGGGCCUCCAUGAACAGCUGGCUCACUCCCACAGUCCUCUUCCUCCUCCUCAACCUCAUGAUCGCCACCAUUGCCUUCACCUCCUCCACCUUCUCCCACCCCUCAAAUCCCCAAAAUUCCCAAAAUACCCCUCCCUCCUCCACUGCCAGAUCCCCCUCCCUCCUCCACCGCCUCAAAUCCAUCAACCUCCUCUCCUCCCCUCCCCCCCAAGACUCCUCCCUCCUCCACAAACACAUCCCCGAUUCCGACACCACCCACUUCGCCUCCCACUACUUCUUCCCCAACCCCCAAGAAUCCCAAGAAUCCGCUGCACACGAAUCGCCGCCGCCCCACCUCGCCGCCGCCGCCCAAACCGGCCGGGAAACCGAGGCCCACUUCGAUUUCGAGGAAAAAGCUCCGAUCUUUGCCGAUUUCGAGGCGGCCCACGAGGCGGAGAGUGAGAGUCUUGAAAUGAGCAUGGAUGAGGUUUACAGCCAGCUCAAUAAAGACGGCAGCAGCCACUUCAACAGAACGAAAUCCGACACGAAGCCCGCCGGCGGCGAGAUUCCGGCGAAAUUGGCGGCGAAGAUGCGGAAGUCGGCGAGCGUGAAGUCGCCGUUCAACCACUUCGAGGAGGGGGACAUCGUGGAGGCGCGGCGGCCGGCGACGGCGAGGGAGGGCCGCGCCGCCGCGGCGGACGAGGGCGGCGUCGAUGCGAAGGCCGACGACUUCAUCAAUCGGUUCAAGCAGCAGCUGAAGCUGCAGCGGCUGGAUUCGAUUAUCAGGUACAAGGACAUGAUUGAAAGAGGGAGGUAAAUUUGAUUUACCAAAAAUGGAAAAAAAAAAAGUUAAAAAAAAUUAUUUUGAGGGGUUGUUCUGGGAUUUAUGUUAAGUUGUGGGGUUCUUUUGUAAUUUUUGGAUUUGUUGGAGUAAAUUGUGAUGGUGGAAUUUGGAUCUUGAUGGUGUCUUAUUACCAUGUGGUUGGAUAGUUGGAGCUUUGUGUUGUGGUGGUGGCUUGAAUUUGGGAUGGGUAUUUUGGUAAUUUCAGUUGGUGUUUUUUGCAUUCAAUUUGUAGUGAUCAUGUGGUUAGGUGAAUGGACGGCUAAUUAUUCUUAAUUACUAUAGUAUAAUUGUAUUUGCUCUUUUAGUGAUA